UUGGUAAUAUGAAUUACUAUAUAUGAAUUAUAUUUAUUAUAUUUUAUAAAAUUCUAUAUGAAUUAAUAUUUUCUUAAGAUUUCUAGUAAUAUUGAAAUUUUUGUAUCACUACUACGAUCAUAUAAAGAGGUUUCGACACUCGCUAGAGAAAAUCGUCCGAAAAUUGAGUCGUGUUUAGUCGUGAAAAAUCAUCAUGGAAGCUCAAUAAAAUCCAAGUUCUUGUAAGACAGACAGGCUCCUUGUCUUCCAUGCUGAUUUUUUACAGGUAAUCAAACUCGGUUUUCCCUAAGCUUCAGUAUUAUAUGAGUGUCAAGAGUCGAGAAUUUUUUAGAAAAUCAUGAUUAAUACCGUCAGAAAUGUCAGAGCUACUGUCACUUAACAUCCUAUAUUGUGUGAAUCUGUCCUUAAGAAAAUAUCUUAAGAAUAAUUUUAAAAUAUUCAUUAUUUAAUGUAUUUAUUCAUAUGUUUAUAAAGGUAAUGAUCUUCUAUUUAAAAGAGGAUAUGUAUAUAAAUAUAUGUAUAGAUCGUGAAGAUUUGAAGUUCUACACUUAAAAUUGAUAUACAUACAGAUUUCAACCUUAAAAAUGUUUUGUGUUUGGUUGAAGUAUUAAUUUCAUAAUUUAUUAAACUUAAUAACAUAUAUGAUAUAAUCUUUUGCAUAUCAUGAUAUAAACAUACCAUGAAAAGAAUAAAACUUAAGCCUAAGAAUCCAAACCCACUGUUUGAGCUCUGGUUAGAAGAAUGGAGAAAAGAGGCUGCAUCGAGAAAUUCCGACUUGCAAUAUCAUUUUUCGAGAGCACUCGCUGCAUUAAAAAAAUAUCCCUUGCCAUUAAAAUCUGGGAAGGAUUGUAUAAUAUUGCAACACUUUGGCACAAAAUUAUGCUUCAUGUUAGAUAGAAAACUCAAAGAAUAUAAAGCUCAAAAUAAUGACUCAACAAGUGUGAAGAAUGUUUGCAAGCACUGCAGUUUUAACGAACAACCUGUAUUUAAAAGGAAACACAGAUCACAACAAAUUAUUGUGGACGCAGAUUUUGUACCUGAAAAAACAGACCUAACAACAUUUGAUGACUUAAAUUUAUCAACUUGGAAUAUAGAAAAUUAUGCUGCUUUAUUGAUAUUAUAUAAGAAAACACAAGACUCAUGUUAUUUAGGAUAUACUACAGAAACAGAUCUACUUUUGGAAAUGAAACAGUUAUGUGGGCAUGAAGCAAAAACUUCAGUCUUAGAUUUGUUUGAAUGUGGAUUAAUUUCUAUGAUAGGUAGACCAAUUAGGUAUAAUCUUACAGAGCAUGGUAUAAGUAUUUCAAAGAAGAUAUGUGAAAUUACAACUACUGAUGUAAUAUCAUUAAAUUCUUUUGAAGUAUUAAAUAGAAUUCAAAUCUCAUUAAAACCUUUGAUUACACAGAAAUCUAAGUUAAUAAAAGAUUCAGCUGAUCUUAAUAAUAGGAAUGAGGAUACGCAAAUAUUUAUACAAUCUGGUAAGGACAUACAAACCAAGAAUUUAAAUGAACCUCCAACAAUGUAUAAGUCUAAAUCAGUAGAAACUAUUACUAUUCAAAAUCACUGCCAACAACCUGAUAAGAAUUUUGUAAAACAAAAAUCGAAGGAAAAUAUUGUCUACCCAAAAAAAGUGCAAGAAAAAACGAAAGAAGUAAAAGAUAUGAAUCAUGUAUAUAAUUUAGAAAAUAAUGAAACAGAUUUUACAGAUGAUUUUCAAAGAAACUAUUAUUUAGAAUCGAGCAAUUUCGAUAUAAUACUAUUAGUAGAUACACAAGAGACUGCUGGUGGUAGGACAGAACCUCAACAUGAUGCUACUAUCACAGGACUAACAGAGUUUGGUGUUUCAUUUGAGAUACGUCAUUUAAAAGUUGGUGAUUUUGCAUGGAUUGCUAGGUGUAGAAGAAAUAAAAAUAAUGAAUUAAUCUUACCCUUUAUAGUAGAAAGGAAACGAAUAGAUGAUUUAAGUGCAAGUAUUACAGAUGGAAGAUUUCAUGAACAAAAGUUUAGAUUAAAGCAAUCUGGAAUUACAAAUCUUAUAUACAUAAUUGAAGAUUAUGAGAAGGGUCAAAGAUUGACAAUACCACAUUCAUCAUUAAUGCAAGCUUCCAUUAAUACUUUGAUACAAGAUGGUUUCUCUGUAAAAUAUACUAAGAAUCAUAAAGAUUCUAUGUUUUAUUUGUCAUCAUUAACUAGAAUAUUAAUAAAAAUUUUCAAAGAAAAAAACUUGGUAGGUUGUAAAAAAGAAGUUAUCACACGAACAAAUAUUUUAAAUAAUACCUGUAGUCUCAUGGUAUUUGAAGAAUUUAAUAAAGCAGCUUCUAAACAAAAGGUUUUUAAAGUAAAUCAAAUGUUUGUCCGCCAACUACUACAGUUAAAAGGAAUGUCCAUAGAUAAAGCCUUGGCAAUUGUAGAACAUUAUCCAACUCCCCGAUUACUAGUUGAAGCUUUUCAGAAGUCUGAUUGCAAUGGCGAGUUAUUAUUAGCUGCUAUUGAAUUUGGUGAUAAAAAACGUCUUAUAGGAUCAGUAAUUAGUAAAACAAUUUAUCAAUUGUAUAUGAAAAAAGAUCUAAACUGAUAACUGAAAUUUUACACGAAUAAAGACAUAAAUGAAUAUUAUAUGUACAAAAAAUGAACAAAAUUUUAUACAAUACUAAUAUAGAGAAUAAUAUUUUUAUAGAAUUA
Messenger RNA from Bombus pascuorum, 2682 nucleotides. RefSeq names its product crossover junction endonuclease MUS81 (gene mus81). Gene Ontology annotation, biological process: DNA catabolic process; resolution of meiotic recombination intermediates; double-strand break repair via break-induced replication. Bases 680 to 2575 code for a protein of 631 amino acids. Gene Ontology annotation, molecular function: DNA binding; 3'-flap endonuclease activity; crossover junction DNA endonuclease activity. Lineage: Eukaryota; Metazoa; Arthropoda; Insecta; Hymenoptera; Apidae. The record is from RefSeq and is a predicted model, not a curated record. Gene Ontology annotation, cellular component: nucleus; Holliday junction resolvase complex. The transcript has 8 exons.